AUAAUUGACAUUCUGCAGAAGAAGAACCUGGUUGGAUCCACUUGGGGCCCUUCCAUGCAGCAGCACUGAAAUGCGGUGGUGGGAAGGGCCACAACAGCAAGAUGGGAAUCGCAGCUUCUUGAAACGGGGUUUUUAGCAAUCUUCCUAUGUCCUUUGUGGACUCUUUCCAGGUUGGCCAAGAAUACACCUCCUUCCUUCAUUGUCAUCUGGGCCUAUCGCUGGCUUAUUUUCAGGAUCAUGCUUGGAGCGGGAAUGAUUAAAAUUCGAGGGGAUCGCUGCUGGAGAGACUUGACCUGCAUGAAUUAUCAUUACGAGACCCAGCCUGUUCCCAAUCCUGUGGCCUAUUUCAUGCACCGGUCGCCAUGGUGGUUCCAUGCAUUCGAGACCCUCUUUAAUCAUUUCAUUGAGCUGAUAGUGCCUUCCUUUGUCUUCUUUGGGCGGCGCAUGUGCAUGGUCCAUGGAAUUCUACAGAUCCUCUUCCAGGUGCUGCUCAUCAUAAGUGGGAACCUGAGCUUCCUAAAUUGGUUAACCAUCGUGCCCAGCAUAGCAUGUUUUGAUGAUGCCUCCUUGGGAAUCUUCUUUGGCUCCAGCAAAGGGUCUCUGAAGGCCCACAUCCUGAAGAUACAAGCUGAAGAGGCAGCAGGAAAAGUUGGCCCUUUACAAUAUGGCAGCUACAUCCGCAAAGCUGUGGACGUGUCCUUGGGGGCGCUGGUUAUCUUCCUCAGCAUUCCAGUGGUUCUCAAUCUGAUUAGCUCCCAGCAAAUCAUGAAUACCUCCUACAGCCCUCUCAGAAUCGUCAACACAUACGGAGCGUUUGGAAGCAUAACCAAAGAGAGAACCGAAGUUAUAAUUCAAGGGACAUCCAGCUCGGACGCCAAUGACCCUGCUGCAGUUUGGGAAGAAUAUGAAUUCAAGUGUAAACCAGGGAAUCUGCAGAGGCGGCCCUGCCUGAUCAGCCCCUACCAUUAUCGUCUGGAUUGGCUCAUGUGGUUUGCUGCGUUCCAGACCUACGAGCAGAAUGAAUGGAUACUCCACUUAGCCGGAAAGCUCUUGGCCAAUGAGGAGGAAAUUUUGUCUCUUCUGGCCUUCAACCCAUUUGAGGGCAAGGCACCACCCAAGUGGGUCCGGGGAGAACACUUCAGGUACAAGUUCAGCAGGCCAGGAGGGCAGCAUGCCCAGCAGCAGAAAUGGUGGAUCCGGAAGAGGGUUGGGCCCUAUUUCCCGCCAGUCAACCUUAAAGGACUAAAGAAGUUUUUCAAGGCUCGAAACUGGCCUGACCCAAAGCAGAGUUGAGCAAACACGAUUGGAGAUCCAAAUUACCGCCUGCUUUGUCACUGGCCAUCCUUCCAAUUGUGUACAUUCUCUUUCUUGACGAUAAUUUAUAUCAGGGAAACAUACCAGCCUGCCCUAAAGUCCACCAGGCCAGGGAUAAAAACGUUGGGACUUCUUUUCUGCAUCUAGGAGGUUGGGGGCGUAGAGGCUGAAAUGGAUGCUCAGGAUGCUCUCUUUAUAAAAAAUGAAAACUAUGUCGAUACGGAGUAUGUUUUAGCAUUUAUUACUCUCUUGAUUAGUCUAAUAGAAGGGACCUUUCCAAAGACCAGGCAGGUGUGGACGCUCAAAAUGCAAGCCUAAAGUGUAAAAAGGUGCUAAGUGACCCAUCUACUUUAAGAAAAGCAUCCGCUGAUUUCUGCCUAAGUCUGUUUAAAGAGCUCAGUGAUCCUUUUAAGUGCCUUCAUACCCUUCAUGCAAAGUCCAGAUACAAAUUAAAACUGUAAAAAUGCAAAAAGGGUAAAACCUGAUUACAUUUCAUGGGAACACACAAAGGUCUGAGUUGAGAUGUUGCUCAACUCAGGAGUUUUGGCCAGGCUAAUUUGCACAGAGUGACAAAAGCAGCUAAAUACAGUGACUUUAAUUUCAUUUUAGGUCCUUGGGCUCCACCUAGUGGUGAUUUGGAUACUAUGACAUUAGCAUCAGUAGGACAGUAGCUAGGAGGGUGAGGAUAUAUUUCUUCCCAGGCUCCUUUUUUCCUCCUCCUCCUCCUCCUCCUCCUCCCCCCCCCCCCGCUGGCACCCUUCCCCUUUCUCAAGCACAGGCUCUGAGGAAGCAAGGCAGCUCCUACCAAAGUCCUGAAUCGAUCCCUUGCAAAAGACGUCUGAAAUACAGUUGAGGGCUGCUGGUUGACCCAUUAGUGCUUGGUUUGUGGGUAAGUUUUGCCCACUGGGGAUUUUUUAGUAUUUUUAUUUGGUAUGUGCUUAUAUCUGAACACAGUACAAGGCCGAUUCUUGGGAAACUUAAGAGAAACCAAGCUUUUUUUAUCCACAUGAUCCUGCUUUGUUCCUCGUCCAAGAACAGGCAGCAUUGAAACACAUCUUUAUCGACCAGAGUUCAAAUGCACAGAAAAUGCCUUUUUAAAAAACCCUCUGUGUUUCAUUUACUGUCAACCAGUGGUCAAAAUUAGAAGGAACUUGUCCAAAGGACUGUGUAAGUUCUGCCUAUUAUGGAUUUUUAAGUUUAACAGGAUAUCUGGUUCUCAUUGCAAAGGGACUGAUAGAGCACAAGGACCAACCCCACUUAAAAUCUUCAUAUCCAGAAAAAUCCCUAUUUCACAGAACAAAUGGAACAUUCUUCUCUAUUAAUAUGUCCCUCUGAUUAAUAUACCUUAAACUUUAUUAAACUGAAAUAAAUUAGAAGCCCAGCUCUAUGA
Molecule: messenger RNA, 2704 nt
Organism: Candoia aspera
Lineage: Eukaryota; Metazoa; Chordata; Lepidosauria; Squamata; Candoiidae
Product: lipase maturation factor 1-like
Exons: 9
Coding region: 238-1293 (351 amino acids)
Biological process (GO): protein maturation
Cellular component (GO): endoplasmic reticulum membrane
Source: RefSeq, a predicted model, not a curated record